AUGGCAAUACGGGAUAGCAGGAUGAGCCCUAUUCAAGCUGGAUUCAGACCGGGAUGCGAUUGUGUUGACCACAUAAUCACGUUAAGAAUGGUGUUAAAAAUAUCAAAUAUCUACCCACCGUUAGGUGUUGAUAGAACGGUGCAUUGGAGGAUGAUGGAGGAAUAUGACGGUGUUCCAGAGAAAAUCAUUCGACUCAUAAAGCGUAUGUCAAUUUAUGUAUAUGGGGAAUUUAUAGACAAGAACUGGUGUCUAUCAAGGUUAUGUCGUUUCCCCUACUAUGCGAUAAACUGGAUAAUGGACACUGCUUUUCGGCCCUCAAGAGGUAUCCAAAUUAAUCCAGAGCAUCAUAUCACAGAUUUUGAAUAA
Molecule: messenger RNA, 366 nt
Organism: Dracunculus medinensis (Guinea worm)
Lineage: Eukaryota; Metazoa; Nematoda; Chromadorea; Rhabditida; Dracunculidae
Source: the annotation of a GenBank genome assembly